AUGAACGACCCCGCAUUCGAUCCAUCAUCGGCAUUCAUGUUCGGCGAAGACGACGAGCAGUUUCACGCCGCCAUGCAGCGCGGUCUUUCACCUUUCAGCCAGAAUCCUGGGAUCAACAAUGGUCUCCAGCCCUACUAUGCCAUGAGUGCAACCAGCGAUGGCGACACACCUCCCAGCGUUAUUAGCAAUCCAUCCCUUCCACAAAUGAUGUAUACCCAGCCAGGUGAACCGUCUCCACUCGAUCCGUCAUGGUCUGAGCAGAUGCAAAUGCCCAUGCCCAUGCAGGCUCUUCCGCAGAGUCGUGCUCAAGCAGCAGGUGCAAUGUCGAGAAGUGGCGGCAGCAUCUCCCAGUUCGGCCAAAUCACACCACCAGAGGAGACAUCUUCUGUAGAACCCGCAGGUCGCCAUGACUCUGUCGAUGCGAAGGAGCAAGCCACUACAUCAGCAAAGUCAGAGCGAGCUCGCAAUGCUGCCAACUCCCGACACUCGAAAGCAAAGAGAGCGAAGAAGGAGAGCUUCAGCGGUAGGAUGGAGAGUCCUUCAGACGGAGAUGACAAGCGGGAAAAGUAUCGCGAGAAGAAUCGUCUCGCAGCGGCGAAGUGUCGAGCCAAGAAGAAGAACAACACGGAAGAUCUCGAGGAAGCGGCCAGAAUCGCAGGAUACCAGAACACCAGGCUGAAGCAAGAAGCUCGAGAGCUCCGCGAUGAGUUUUCCGAGCUGCGUUCUCUCGCUCUCAUGCACGAUAAGACGCAAGGCUGCACUUGCAGUGACAUGCACGCAUACAACCAGAACAAAGCUCAGGAGCAGGUCAUGGCAGUACGGACUGCCGGCCAUGCUUCUGACUGCAUCAAGCGUGGUUCACCAUCGCAAGACAGCAUCGACUCUCCAGUACAAUCUCCAGUGUUUGGCGAGGACUUCUCAAGAUCUCAUUCGUUCUCCGGAGGCAGGCCAUCCUUUCAGAAGGGCCACACAGCGCGUGCACACUCCUUGGCGGGACCGGGAAUGUCUUCUUCCAACAGCAUGAUGCAGCAUCUGGCGAGUCCACAAGGCGACGGCAGCCAAUUUGCCUUCAACACACAGCAGGAUAUGGCAGCUCUCGACCGGAUUAUCGAGGGCAACCAGGCCAAUGCGCAGUACGGCAGCUAUAUGCAACCUCAUCAAGAUCAGGAGAUGGGAUUCCAAUGA
Messenger RNA from Zymoseptoria tritici IPO323, 1185 nucleotides. RefSeq lists its product as uncharacterized. Gene Ontology annotation, biological process: regulation of transcription by RNA polymerase II. The record is from RefSeq and is a predicted model, not a curated record. Bases 1 to 1185 code for a protein of 394 amino acids. The transcript is spliced from 2 exons. Gene Ontology annotation, molecular function: RNA polymerase II cis-regulatory region sequence-specific DNA binding; DNA-binding transcription factor activity, RNA polymerase II-specific. NCBI's taxonomy places the organism in Eukaryota, Fungi, Ascomycota, Dothideomycetes, Mycosphaerellales, Mycosphaerellaceae.